CUCAUAUUUGAAUUUAUAUUCCUUUUAGUAUUCUGUGGUUCUUUCUGAUCGUGGCCGGGGACGUUAACGGAUCAAAAUGCCGUCUGUUACUCUAAAGGAUGUUGAUCAACACAAAUUCGUAAAAGCUUUCGCUUCGUUUUUGAAGAAAUCUGGCAAGCUACGUAUACCAGACUGGGUAGAUUUGGUAAAAACUUCCAGAGCUAAAGAGUUGGCCCCUUACGAUCCUGAUUGGUACUAUGUUCGUUGUGCUGCUGUGGUCCGCCAUAUCUACAUUAGAUCCCCUAUUGGUGUUGGGUCCGUAACAAAAAUAUUUGGCUCUCGUAAACGUAAUGGCACCAAACCAUCUCAUUUCUGCCGAUCAGCUGGCAGCAUUGCCCGAAAAGCACUUCAAAGCCUCGAAACACUGAAGUUGAUAGAAAAGUCACCUGAUGGUGGAAGAAAAUUAACCCAGCAAGGGAGAAGGGACUUGGAUAGGAUCGCCGCACAAGUCAAAGCAAAGGAACGCCAGGCAUUGAAAGCAGCGGGUGUAUUAACAUUAUCUUAAUUUUACAAAUAAAUGAAUGCUGUGUUUAA
Molecule: messenger RNA, 573 nt
Organism: Cylas formicarius (sweet potato weevil)
Lineage: Eukaryota; Metazoa; Arthropoda; Insecta; Coleoptera; Brentidae
Product: small ribosomal subunit protein eS19A-like
Exons: 3
Coding region: 77-544 (155 amino acids)
Biological process (GO): translation; ribosomal small subunit assembly
Cellular component (GO): ribosome; cytosolic small ribosomal subunit
Molecular function (GO): structural constituent of ribosome; RNA binding
Source: RefSeq, a predicted model, not a curated record